This is a messenger RNA of Triticum turgidum subsp. durum (durum wheat), 351 nucleotides long. Lineage: Eukaryota; Viridiplantae; Streptophyta; Magnoliopsida; Poales; Poaceae. The record is from the annotation of a GenBank genome assembly.
AUGGCAACGAUCAGCGCCACCACCGUCGGCUUCGCCGCCAGGCCGUCGCCGGCUGCAGGGCUGCCUCAGCUGAGAGUGGCCAGGGCCGCGAGGCUGAGGUGCAGCUCCUCCAAGGACCACAAGAAGGCGGCGUCCUCGGCUGUGGCUCCGGCGGUAGCCAAGGGCGCGCGGCUGCUCGUUGCGGCCCCGGCACUGCUGGAGGUGGACGAGCGGAUGUCGGCUGAGCGCACCUGGCUGGGCGACAGCCUGCUGGGGUGGAUCCUGCUGGGCGCCGUCGGCCUCGUCCUGUCCUUCCACAGCGUCUACUCCUACAUCCUCGACGACGGCGACCAGUCCGGCAGCACGCUCUGA